Messenger RNA from Phaeoacremonium minimum UCRPA7, 1575 nucleotides. RefSeq names its product putative c2h2 transcription factor swi5 protein. The record is from RefSeq and is a predicted model, not a curated record. Gene Ontology annotation, cellular component: nucleus. The transcript has a single exon. Gene Ontology annotation, biological process: regulation of transcription by RNA polymerase II. Gene Ontology annotation, molecular function: RNA polymerase II cis-regulatory region sequence-specific DNA binding; DNA-binding transcription factor activity, RNA polymerase II-specific. Lineage: Eukaryota; Fungi; Ascomycota; Sordariomycetes; Togniniales; Togniniaceae. Bases 1 to 1575 code for a protein of 524 amino acids.
AUGGUUCCAUCAGGACGAGGAUACGGCGCAGGAAGCAUGCCAACUGGCGAUUACAUGAACAUGAGCAAUGUCAACGCAGAGUUCAUGAAGAUUGAAAAUCCCUACAAUGGCUUGCCUGCUCAGCCGAACUCCCUGCAUGCGUCCCCUCACACGCCGUACAUGGGUUCCUUCAACGGCCCGGCGUUUGAGAGCAGGCCAGAUCUUCAGCCUCCCGACUGCGACUCCCAAUUGACCAUGACUCCUCAGCACCAGAAUGCAAGCCGAUCGCCAUCCCAGACAGACUCUCCGUCCCGACGACUAUCCCCUCACAGACGAACAGAAUCAAUCGCUAGCAUCGCCAGCGCUGCAAGCAUUGCAAGUAUCAACAUCGAGGAGACAAAAACUGAGACCGGAGUGAACCCUGAAGAUAUCGCACAGUUUAUAGAGGGACCAGACCCAACUGACGGCAAGUGGCUUUGCUUGUAUGAUGACUGUGGCAAGCGUUUCGGGCGAAAGGAGAAUAUCAAGUCUCACGUCCAGACGCAUCUUAAUGACCGCCAGUAUCAAUGCCCAAACUGCAAGAAGUGCUUUGUUCGUCAGCAUGACUUGAAGAGACACGCCAAGAUACACACUGGGAUCAAGCCUUACCCCUGCGAAUGUGGUAACAGUUUUGCUCGCCACGAUGCAUUGACUCGUCACCGACAGAGAGGCAUGUGUAUUGGUGCAUUCGAUGGGAUUGUACGCAAAGUUGUCAAGCGUGGUCGUCCAAGAAAGAACCGACCUGACAUGGACUCUCGUCUUGACAAGUCUUCUCGCACCAGAAACAAGAACAGGGCAACAGGAUCACCUUCCUCGUCAUCGUCGCAAUCCGGAUACUCUGACAGCUCCGCAGCCAAUUCGCCGAUGAAUGACUUUGACAUGCUUGACGACAAGCCUUUUGCUGAGAUUAUGGAAGCCGGCAUGGCUGAGGUAGAGAGGUCAUCACCAAUCUCAACGACAAUGCCAAUGAACCCGACUGCCUUAAGCGUCUCAACUGCGCCAAUGCCGAAUCUUGCAAUGAGCAGCGCUGAGAUGAAUGAGGUCCUCGCCGUCUGCUCACCUGAGCACAUUGCAUCGCCUUCUGCCAUGAGCCACUACUCCCAUGUAUCUCACGUGUCGAUCGCGAAUGGUGAAGUGGUCGCUGUCGACGGACUCCCAGUCGUGGGACCAUCGUCACCCGCUAAGAGUGUUGCCAGCCACUAUACACAUCAACCCGGCACACCACCAGAGCUUUCCGCAUCUAGCUCUCCUCCUCCAUCAAGCAGCACCCGAUACUUUGAUCUCGACCCGAACUCUAGCGGCACUGAUAUGUCUAUUGGACUCGGCACAACUAUGAUGGGCCGCACCAGCAUUGGUGGCACCAGCGGAGCAGACUUUGGCAACAUUUCUGGCCUAUCUCUCAACAUGGAUGACGACUCGCUUCUUCAGGCUUUCACAAACGAGGACGGACUUGUGCAACUCGACCGUGAAUUUUCAAUGACUGGCAAAUUUGAGGACGAAUAUGACCCGGUCAACAUGUUUACAAACUCUGACGACGUGUUUUUCGGAGAUUCCUAG